Lactuca saligna is the source of this 2949-nucleotide messenger RNA. NCBI's taxonomy places the organism in Eukaryota, Viridiplantae, Streptophyta, Magnoliopsida, Asterales, Asteraceae. The record is from the annotation of a GenBank genome assembly.
CUAAAAAUAAAUCAUUUUUAUUUACUGAGUCUCGAUUUUCCACAUUCCCCGUUUAUUCAUCCGAGUUUGUUGUUACACACAGAAACACACAAUCUCUCUCCCAUUUCACUAUAAAUGCACCAUCUGAUCACUUCCUUUCACCAACCUUUCAUCUCAUAAUCCCAAUUCUCUUCGAUAAUCAAUCAAAGUUCGAAUCGUGAUCCUUGUUGCUGUAUCGGAAAAUGGAUAUCGAUUUGUCACCGAAAAUGCCUAAGAAGUCAUACGGAGGUGCCGGAGGAUCGUAUCAUGCAUGGUGCCCCAAUGAACUCCCUAUGCUCCGCCAAGGUAACAUCGGUGCCGGUAAACUUCUUCUCGAGAAAGGCGGUCUUGCUCUCCCUCGCUAUUCCGAUUCUGCUAAGGUUGCUUACGUUCUUCAAGGCAAUGGAGUCGCUGGCAUUGUUCUCCCGGAGAAAGAAGAGAAAGUCCUAGCAAUCAAAACAGGCGACACCAUAGCCCUCCCUUUCGGUGUAAUCACAUGGUGGUUUAACAAAGACGACACAGAGCUCCAAGUCCUCUUCUUAGGCGACACCAAAACCGCCCACAAACCCGGAUCCUUCACCGACUUCUUCCUAACCGGAUCCAACGGCAUCUUCACCGGUUUCUCAAUGGAAUUCGUCUGUCGCGCAUGGGACGUAGACGAAUCCACAGCCAAAUCCCUCGUUGGUUCCCAAACCGGAAACGGAAUCAUCAAAGUCGAUUCCGGAGUCAGGAUGCCGGAACCAAACAAAGACCACAGAUCCGGAAUGGCAUUGAACUGUUUGGAAGCUCCAUUGGAUGUCGACAUUAAGGGUGGUGGUAGGGUUGUUGUUUUGAACACAAAGAACUUACCUUUGGUUGGUGAAGUUGGAUUAGGAGCUGAUCUUGUGAGGUUGGAUGGGAAUGCAAUGUGUUCUCCUGGAUUCUCGUGUGAUUCUGCUCUUCAAGUCACUUACAUUGUGAGGGGUAGUGGUCGUGCUCAAGUCGUUGGUGUUGAUGGGAAACGUGUUCUUGAAACAACUGUGAAAGCUGGGAUGUUGUUCAUUGUUCCUAGGUUCUUUGUCGUUUCCAAGAUUUCUGAUAAUGAAGGGUUGGAAUGGUUCUCCAUCAUUUCUACUCCCAAUCCGAUAUUUACUCAUAUGGCUGGAAGAACAUCGGCGUGGAAGGCGUUGUCACCUGAGGUGUUGCAGGCUUCGUUUAAUGUGAGUGCUGACGUGGAGAAGACAUUCCGUUCCAAGAGGAUGAACAUUUGUUAUGGAAGUGGUGAACUUAUUUUAGCAGUAGGGGUCUUAGUUCGAAACGCCUUGGUUGGCGACGGAGAGAUGGGUGCAUUGAAAUCUCUGGAGGAGGACUAUCACAUAAUCGACGCCAACUUUCUUCAAUUCUGUGCAUCUCGAGGCAUUUUUUCCGUUGAAGAUUUCUUAGUUCAUGAUGUGUCCAUGUUGAUGGCUUCUGCAGACAAACUCUCUAAUUCAGAUAGAUUAAAACAGGGUAUCAACCAACUUGUCUUGAUUACUGAAACCUACCAUCAACCAUGGAUGAAUGGUUUGAUGUUAUUGGAAGAUAGAGAACAGAAUAAACAUUAUAUAUCAACAGGAUCUGAAAGCUUUGAUGUGUUACUCCAAGGUGGAUUGCGUGAGGGACAUGUAACAGAGCUUGUGGGCCCAUCAUCAUCUGGAAAAACACAAGUUUGCUUUCAAGUUGCCUCAAAUGUGGCUUUGAAGAAGGGUAAUGUCGUCUUUUUUGACUCGGGAAACUCAUUUUCUCCUACACGGAUUAAACAAAUGGUUACCCAUAUAUCCGGUUCAGAGGAGAAUAAGGUGAAUGGAAGUGUUGAAGAAGCAAUGAGACACAUAGAAUGCCAUGCGGUUUUCGACAUAUAUACCCUGCUAGACCUUCUUCAUCAACUAAAAUUAAAUUUAAAAUCUCAACCUCAGAAAAAGUCAACAGACCUGAUAAUCAUUGAUUCAAUAUCAUCACUCAUUGCUCCAAUUCUAGGAGGCAGUAACGCUCAAGGACAUGCAUUAAUGGUUUCUCUUGGAUACCUUCUCAAAGACUUAUCACACCAACACAACAUCGCAGUUUUAGUUACAAAUCAUAUGGUUAGUGGAGAAGGGGGUACUUUGAAACCUGCUCUUGGUGAGAGUUGGAGAAAUAUUCCACAUGUUCAGCUACAACUUUCUCAACACCAUACAACAACCAACAUCUAUGGUGUCUAUAUACUUAGGCACCCUUACAUGGCAUCUGGCAGAAGUGUGAAUUUCAUGAUUCCAUGAUAUUUCAUAUAGCAAGAAGACUCAUGCGCAUAUGGUUUCAUAUCAUUUUCCAAUUGCAUAGAAAGACAAAUAUAAAAAAAAAUAUAUAUAUUUGUUAAUAAUCGUAUCAAUAAUUUAUGGUGCAAACUACUACUAUGUGAUGUAGCUGUCAUCUCACAUCGACAUCCAUCUCAAGUCGCUAGUAGUUUACAACUAUGUUACAAGCGACUUCACAUCUUUGGGAUUUUUCUAUUAAAUCAAUGAUAAUAUAAUUUUAUGAUAAUAAUGAAUUAUAAAAAUAUCAUUUUUUAUUAGACAAGAUGCCACAUCAACAUCGUAUGGAUGCCAUGUGGACGAACUGUGGUAACUAAGGACCACCCAUACAUAUAAAUCAUGAAAUAAAUGUUUGGUUCACGGAGUUACACGAAUUGAUGAUUGUAAGUUGUGGUAUAAGAAUUAAGAACGGUUUGCUAAUAAUUAUAAGUUUAUGUCUAACGUUUUUAAAAUAUAAGAACUCAGAGCUAACAAUGAAUGUUAUAUAUUAAUAAUUAAUAUAAUAGCAAAUUAUACAUGGUUAUUGUCUAUAUGUGCAUUAUAAUUUAUACCAAUUGGAAUUUUUAAUAUCCAUUUGUAUGAUAUUCAAUUUUUUGUCUGCAGGUUGCACCUGUCUUUUAUCUGU